This is a messenger RNA of Glarea lozoyensis ATCC 20868, 2124 nucleotides long. RefSeq names its product HCP-like protein. The record is from RefSeq and is a predicted model, not a curated record. Lineage: Eukaryota; Fungi; Ascomycota; Leotiomycetes; Helotiales; Helotiaceae. Bases 1 to 2124 code for a protein of 707 amino acids. The transcript has 2 exons. Gene Ontology annotation, molecular function: protein binding.
AUGGCUACAACUUCUUCCCCGCCGUCUGCGAAUUCGAAACGCAUACCUUCGGACGGAGUAACACAAUUCGAUGGAAAUGGGGAUUUCAAAGAAAAUGCUGGAAGAAAUGAAUCUACAUCUGCUCCUCCGUCUUCGGGGAGAGUUGUUGGGGCACCUAUGUCGCCAGUGCGAGUCAGCGUCCAAUCUAGUAAUUGGACGCCUACAGCGUCGAGCGCCAAGGUGGAGGCUAUAGAAGCUCAUGGACGACAAUUCUCGGUGGAAUCUGAGGGAUUCAUGAAUGAGCAAUACGAUCCAUCGCAAACGCAGAUGCCUGUGAUACAAGAUCUCCCAUACCGACCAAGCUACACCACCAAAACCAUCAAUAGCACGAAUUCAGCACAUCAGUCGCAAGCUGCUAUUCCUUCAUCAGCCGAAAGUGCAGGCUCGAGAUCGCCCUCCAGUGGCUCUUCUCUAAAACAGCAGAAUGGGAAACAUAGAGGCGAGAACGGAGCAGAAACAAUGAGCCCACCUGUACCGAGAUUCCAAUAUCAUCAUCAAUCGCAUGCAUCUGAAGGAAACGUACGUGUCCCUCAAACAUCGAGGCCAUUUUCAAACUCUCCAUCGAACGAACAGAUAGAAGCAGGAACAUCCAUAGGGCGUCAUUUGACCCCAACCCUUCAGGGACCACGCCGUCCAGUUUCGGCGUAUUCUGAGUUAGGGCCACGAGGCCGUUCGACGUCUCCUUAUAUGUCUCCUGGCUCGCCAGCUUUCGGUGCGCGUGUUCCUUCAGCCAAUUCAAAUCGUUCGUACGACGGGCGGCCAAUGUCUUAUGUCGACUUAGCAAAUGUAUCAUAUCCACAAGCUCCUCCUGCACCUAUAUCUUUGGACAAUUCCCAGCUGAGGGCGGCAGUCGGUUCAAAUGCUUCCCUACUCAGCUCCCAGCAAACCUUUGAACUGUAUCGCCAGAAUGUGAAGAAGCUGGAUGAUCCUCCAAUCCAGUAUAAUUUUGCCGUCGAGUUGGUGCGAAGGGCCCAAGAAGUCGGAAUCGAUCAAAAUGGAGGAAGCAAACCACGUAAGGUAACGAAUAAAUCGGGCCCUCGGGACCUGGAUAGCCCAUAUGGCGAUACACCUCAAUCAUCUGCUGCGGAAUAUCUAAAUGAAGCGAAGCAAAUUCUGCAUAAACUUGCAGACAGAGGCUAUCCUUAUGCUCAAUAUUAUCUGGCAGACGGUCAUGCCUCUGGGCUGUUUAGCAAAGGAAAAGAAGAUUAUGGAACUGCAUUCCCACUGUUUAUUGGUGCGAGCAAGCACGGUCACGCAGAAUCCGGUUAUCGUGCUGCGUUGUGCUACGAGUUCGGGUGGGGGACCAGAAAAGAUGUUGCAAAAGCUGUUCAGUACUACAGAUCAGCAGCAUCGAAAAAUCAUCCAGGAGCGAUGACGCGACUAGGAAGGGCUUGUCUAUCAGGAGAUCUUGGUUUGAACAAGUAUAGGGAAGGGUUGAAAUGGUUGAAGAGGGCUACUGAGUCUGCAGAUGUGCAGUAUAACGCUGCCCCAUAUCAUCUCGGCCUUCUGUAUGUCACCGGUGAUAGUCACGAUAUCUUUCAGGACGAAACAUAUGCUGCUCAACUUUUCACACAGGCUGCUGAUCUGGGACACGCGGAGUCUUGUUGGAUUCUGGGUGAUGCUUACGAACAUGGCAAGCUUUCGUGUCCGCGAGAUCCAGCGCUGAGCGUGCAUUUCUAUACAGGUGCAGCCCAAAGAGGGCAUCCUGCGGCAAUGAUGGCUCUGUGCGCCUGGUACAUGGUGGGCGCUGAGCCAGUACUUGAGAAGGAUGAAAACGAGGCAUAUGAGUGGGCACGUCAAGCGGCCGAGGCUGGUCUUACUAAAGCCGAGUACGCCGUCGGAUAUUUCACCGAGAUGGGCAUUGGUACUCGCCGCGACCCCUUGGAAGCAAAUGUCUGGUAUGUCAAAGCAGCCGAAGCAGGCGAUGAACGCGCCAAACAUCGACUCGCAGCUAUCAGAGCUGCUGCCAAUGGAGGUACCCCUAUGGAAGUCGCCGCUCCUCGAUCCGGCAAGAUGAAGAAGAGUGCAAGCGGUAACGAGAAAACUGGGCAGAACGAAAAGGAAAAAGAUUGCAUCAUCAUGUGA